This is a messenger RNA of Penicillium salamii, 1257 nucleotides long. NCBI's taxonomy places the organism in Eukaryota, Fungi, Ascomycota, Eurotiomycetes, Eurotiales, Aspergillaceae. The record is from the annotation of a GenBank genome assembly.
AUGGCUUCAGCUGGAGGCCGGAGAUGGCAGCAGUUCUUCCAAGAAAUGAUCAUGGUUGCAGGCACUUCUGCCUCUGCAUACUUCCUUAUCCGCUACCUCAUAUCACGUCUUGAUUUCGACCCCGAGAGCCAGAAGAAAGAGGAACAACGCCAAAAGUCGGCGGCCAUCUUGCGCCGAUUGGAGGGUGGAAAUGAUGAGGCCGAUAGUUCUCGGUCAAAGGAUGGGAAGCGCGGGAAAGGCCAGCGAAAGCGAGAGCUCACUCUGAACCAAUACGAGCAAGCAAUUGCAAUGGACGUUGUUGCGCCAGAAGAUAUCUCAGUCUCAUUUGAGGAUAUUGGAGGCUUGGACGACAUCAUUGAGGAGUUGAAGGAAUCGGUCAUCUAUCCACUGACUAUGCCUCAUCUUUACGCUUCGACUUCCUCUCUUCUAAGCGCACCUUCUGGAGUGCUCCUAUAUGGCCCGCCUGGCUGCGGAAAGACCAUGCUCGCGAAAGCUCUCGCGUCCGAGAGUGGUGCAUGCUUUAUCAACCUGCACAUCUCCACUUUGACAGAGAAAUGGUACGGAGACUCAAAUAAGUUGGUCAAUGCGGUGUUUUCGCUAGCGCGCAAGUUGCAACCGGCUAUCGUCUUCAUUGAUGAGAUCGAUGCGGUACUCGGAACCCGGAGAAGUGGUGAGCAUGAAGCUAGCGGCAUGGUAAAGGCUGAAUUUAUGACCCACUGGGAUGGUCUUACCUCCACAAACUCUACUGGAGAGCCGCAGCGGAUUGUUGUUCUGGGGGCGACCAACCGCAUUCAUGACAUUGAUGAAGCCAUUCUCCGACGAAUGCCCAAGAAAUUCCCAGUGACUCUUCCCCCGAUAGCCCAGCGACUCCGAAUUCUCAGCAUUGUUCUCAAAGAUACCAAGGUUGACCGAGAGAACUUUGACCUACACUAUCUAGUCAAGACUAUGGCGGGGAUGUCCGGUAGUGAUAUCAAGGAAGCAUGUCGCGACGCCGCUAUGGUUCCUGUUCGUGAGCUCAUUCGAACCCAGAAAGCAAAUGGCAUGGACAUGAAUGCCAUGAACCCCCAAGAAGUCCGCGGUCUUCGCACCGAAGAUUUCUUCCUGAGCGCCGGAGGGAUCAAGGUGAUUCAUCCGGAUGCAUUGCCUACUCCCACAGGGAAGGUCAGCGAAAAGGAGGAAGGCGAAUGGAGCACCGAGUCUGAGGUCACCUCUGAAACUGAGCCACGACCUUCCGUGAUGGCCGAACCCCCCGAGUAA